Messenger RNA from Rhipicephalus sanguineus (brown dog tick), 2422 nucleotides. RefSeq lists its product as uncharacterized. Bases 804 to 1907 code for a protein of 367 amino acids. The record is from RefSeq and is a predicted model, not a curated record. Gene Ontology annotation, biological process: proteolysis. NCBI's taxonomy places the organism in Eukaryota, Metazoa, Arthropoda, Arachnida, Ixodida, Ixodidae. The transcript is spliced from 2 exons. Gene Ontology annotation, molecular function: aspartic-type endopeptidase activity.
UAGACGGGCUCUUUGCCGAGACGACUAACGUGCUAGCCGAGCGGCACCUAUUCACGAGCCGCGAACAACUGCCCGGCGAAACCUUCCUCGAAUUCGUCGCAGCUCUCAAGGAGAAAGCCCUCUCGUGCAAGUUUGGCGCCACUUACGACGACAGAGUGCGGGACCAAGUAAUUCACGGAGUCGCCAACGCACAUGUACGGGCCAAGCUACUGUCGUACGGGGAAGCCCUUACGCUGCAGAAAGCCGAAGAAGUUGGACGCGACUUGGAAGCGCUCAACAAAGCCAACGCGGCAUUCGGAGAGAAUGAACGGCUACUCGGCUCGCUCGCCGGGGACGGCGGUAGCGUCCAGCGCGUCGCACGUGGCUACGCAGCAGCAUCACAAAAUGGCGGGUCGGCUUCCUCGGCGGCCCCGCAUGUGACUCAACAUGGCGGCGGCUUCCCCCCCAACUCGGGUGGCCGCGUCCAAGAUGGCUACGCGGGCUCGUCAGCGCGCCUCCAGGACGGCGUUCGCGGCCAAGACGGUCAGCCCGCUUCCAAGCCUCUAGUUGGCCCUUGUUUUCGCUGCGGCAAGUCAGGGCAUUUGGCCAAUUCCAGAAAUUGUCCGGCAAAAAACAAAACUUGCCAAUUUUGCCGCAUCAAGGGGCAUUUCGCGGCAGUCUGCCGUAGACGGCAAGCGUCGGUGCAAGAAGUUGCCCCCGUCCAAGACGCUGACUCCGGCACUGCCACAGUCCUGUCCGUGCAAGCUGCGCCGACUAGCCCAAGAGACUUGCGCAUCCCUGUUAUCGUCGGCGGACAUAGCCACAUGUCAUUGCUGGUGGACACCGGAGCCACUGCAUCAUUAAUGACCAAGAAGGACUUCGACAUGCUUUUCGCUUCGAAGCACCGACUGCUCCAAACGUCCAUCCAACUGCAGAAUUUUUCGAAGCACCGCAUACCGGUCCUAGGGUAUUUCCGCACAGACUUGCAGCACCAUGGCAAGCGGGCCUUUGUCACCUUCUACGUGACCGCACACGGCACUUCACUGCUGGGGCUCGACGCCAUCCAGCAGUUGGGACUCCUGAUCGACGGCGCAACGCUAACGUGUCGUCUGGCUUCACCCGUUUCCUCGCAGCUUCCUGCAGGUGUGCCUCCGGGGUUCGAGCACCUGUUCGACGGGAAGCUGGGACUUGUCAGGGACUACGUCCACCGGGUCAAGAGGCGGCCGGACAUCGUACCAGUGUCCGCCAAGCUACGUCGCCUGCCUCUGGCGCUCCGGCAACAAGUCGCCAGCGAGCUGCGUCGACUCGAGGACAACGACGUCAUCGAGCGGGUGUCGGCAUCCGAAUGGGUGUCGCCACUCGUGGUCGUCCGUAAGAAGGACGGGGACAUCCGCCUAUGCGUCGAUCUGAGAGAACCGAACAAGGCCAUCGUCGUCGACGGGUUCCCACUGCCCCAUGUGGAUGAACUGCUUCAAAUGUUGAAUGAGCUGUUGCCUCGGCAAUCCAUUCCUAGUGCCCCGGCUGUCCAGUGCGACGGCGCACCAGCUGAAGUGCACACUCCGAUGCCUGCGACCCAGGAUCAACCAUUGGGUCUUCAGGAGGAAAGUCCUGGGUGUUCCUCCUCACCUACAGUAAAUGCACCAAAUUCCAACAUGGGGGAGGGAAGAGAUGGGAAUGGGUCUUCAAAGUCGGCUCAAGACAGCCGCAGCCCACGAAGUUUUUUGCCUGGGAGUGAUGGGAAUGGGUCUUCAGAGUUGGCUCAUGGCAGCCACAAUCCGCCAAGUUCUUCUGGGAGAGAUGGGGACGGGUCUUCAAAGUCGGCUCCCGACAGCCGCAACUCUCAAAGUCCUCCUGCAGGGCCUGGGUCACGUCGCCCACAGCGGACGCGCAAGCCCCCAGCCCACUUGAAGGACUACAUCACAGACUAAAGUAGUCCGCGUCUUCUGGGGCUAUACUGCCUUAAGAGGCCCGCAGUAUAGCCGCAGAGGUCUGUGCGUUUGUGUGAACUUUUCGUGAAUAGUGCAAGCUGGCACUUGUGUUGGUAUGGUGAAGUGACUUUUUUUUGUGUGUGUAACAUAGGUUGUAAUAUGUACAUCUAGGACUGAACUUCUGCGUAUUGCAGGUGCCAUCUUUAUCGGAACUUGAAUGUGAAUUUUUUUAGUGGUUCCUGAUGUACCACAGUUACAAUUGUAUAAGGAUGCAAUUCUUCCCAGGGCGGGACGAUGUUGUGUCGUGCGACCCCUGGUGCCAUGCUGAGACACCAGUGCUGUUGUGCUUUCUAUUCAUGCUACUGGGGGGAGCUGGGUCUCUGCCAUGCCUCUGUGCUACCACCAAUCCGGCGUGGCCAUGCCGGUCAUGUGACCCGUGCCUCGCGGACCAAUAGCCUUUCUUCUCGCUCCUUAAAAUCGCCUGCAAUAAACGCGGGAGAGCAGUCUCCCGUCAG